AUGGCUUCAUCUUUAAUGAAGACACUGAAGCUGGAUGGAGCUGCGAAGCUUGAUUCCAAAGGCCUAUUGACGCUAACCAAUGCCAGUUUUUCGCAACAAACAGGUCAUGCUUUCUACAACAAUGCCGUCCAAUUCAAGAACUCCACAAACAACGGUAGUGUCAUCUCCUUCUCUACUACUUUCAUCUUUGCAAUUGUACCAGAGUACAAACAAUUUGGUGGCCGUGGAAUGGCCUUUGUUAUAUCACCUUCCAAAAAGCUCCAAGGAGCUCUACCUGGAUAUCUUGGGCUCUUUGAUGAUACUAACAUUGGGACUAGUUCAAAUCAUAUUGUUGCUGUUGAGCUAGACACCUUUCAAGACUUCGACAUGGAGAUAAGGGACAAAGACAGCAACCAUGUUGGCAUCGAUAUUAACGGUUUGAAAUCAAUCAAAUCUGCAAGAGCAGUUUCAUUUCCUGCAGGUAAAAAUGGUAACUUCACAGAUCUAAACCUCCAAAGCGGUGACCCAAUGCAGGUUUGGGUGGAAUAUAAUGGAAUAGACAAGCAACUUAAUGUUACCCUUUCUCCAAUUAAUGUACCCAAGCCAGACAUCCCACUCUUAUCAUUGACGCUAGAUCUUUCACCGGCCAUUCUUGACUCCAUGUAUGUAGGCUUUUCAUCAGGCAUGCGUAGGUUUUCCACAUCUCAUUACAUACUGGGCUGGACUUUUAAGGUGAAUGGUCAAUCUGAACCAAUUGAUCUGCCUCGCCUCCCCAAGAUCCCUCAGAGACGACUCAAGAAAAUAAAUGGCCACAGAAAUUUUGCAUUUGCAUUUGCAUUUGGGCUUCCCUUCAUAGGGUUUCUUGUCAUCCCAGUCAUGAUCAUUCGUGCUUUUUUAAACUUAAGGAAGAAGUUUGUAGAAGUGUUGGAGGAUUGGGAAGUCCAGUAUGGCCCGUACAAAUUCAGUCAUAAAGAUCUAUCCAUUGCCACGGAGGGUUUCAAAGAGAGUGAACUUCUUGGCAGGGGAGGCUUUGGUAGAGUGUACCGAGGUGUGUUACCAACAUUGAAUACAGAGGUUGCUGUCAAAAGAGUUGCCCAUGAUUCGAGACAAGGAAUGAGAGAAUUUCUAGCAGAAAUAGCAACCAUAGGUCGGCUGCGCCACCCAAACUUAGUCCGCCUCCUAGGCUAUUGCCGGUGUAAGCAAGAACUCCUAUUGGUUUACGAUUUCAUGCCUAAUGGAAGUCUAGACAAGUUUCUUUAUGGCCAACCAAAGCGAUUGCUAAAUUGGAUGCAAAGAUUUAAGAUCAUCAAAGACGUAGCAUCAGGCCUGUUCUAUUUGCACCACCAAUGGAUACAGGUUAUCAUUCAUAGAGAUAUCAAGGCCAGCAAUAUCUUGAUCGACAGUGACUUCAAUGCAAGAUUAGGAGAUUUUGGGCUUGCCAAAUUAUGUGACCAUGGAGCUGAUCUUCAAACCUCUCAUGUGGCAGGUACUCUCGGCUAUAUUGCACCUGAGCUGGCCCGUACUGGAAAAGCAAAUACAAGAACUGAUUUGUUUGCAUUUGGGACAUUUAUGCUAGAGGUUGUCUGCGGUAGAAGGCCAGUGGAACACCGGGCGUCUCCCGAGAAGAUAAUUUUGAUAGACUGGGUGUUGGAGUGCUUGGAAAGCGGAAACAUUCUUGAGGCCAUUGAUCAAAGUCUGGGAGCUGAGUAUGUGAUUGAGGAAGCUGAGUUGGUGCUGAAGCUAGGGUUGCUUUGCUCUCAUGCCGUGGCUGCAGCAAGGUCAAGCAUAUCUGAUGUGGUGAAGUACUUGGAAGGUGAAGCUCAACUACCUGAUAACUUCAGUGAAAUUAUUAAGUCUCAGGAUUUCGGAGAAGCCUCAAAUGGAGAGGACGUGCCACUUAUUUCUGUUCCAUCAGUAACGAUCACAGAGCCAUUCAUCUCUAGAGGCCGUUGAAUUACUUGAUCUCUUUUAGCAGCAGCUGCUCUGUAAGUACUAAACUAUUUCUUAGAUUUUGAUUUCUUCAUGUAAAACAACCAAGUAUAUUACCUCUGCCUUUCGCAAUUUUCUGGGCUUUGUCUAAUGUUGUUUGGGCAAAAGUUAACUUUUGUUCUGUGCAAUCCAAUUAAGUAUCUUCCAUAGUUUCUUUAUUAAAACACUGACAAUAUAUGUGGGAGGGAAAUGCAUUGUUUCAACAUAUUUAAACUUUGGUAACAUUAGUGAAAAUUAAGUGCAAAAAUUUCCU
Camellia sinensis is the source of this 2221-nucleotide messenger RNA. Lineage: Eukaryota; Viridiplantae; Streptophyta; Magnoliopsida; Ericales; Theaceae. The record is from RefSeq and is a predicted model, not a curated record.